Messenger RNA from Suncus etruscus (white-toothed pygmy shrew), 2083 nucleotides. RefSeq names its product glycogen synthase kinase 3 alpha (gene GSK3A). The coding region runs from base 16 to 1482 and encodes 488 amino acids. Gene Ontology annotation, cellular component: cytoplasm; nucleus; axon. The transcript has 11 exons. The record is from RefSeq and is a predicted model, not a curated record. Gene Ontology annotation, biological process: insulin receptor signaling pathway; extrinsic apoptotic signaling pathway in absence of ligand; protein phosphorylation. NCBI's taxonomy places the organism in Eukaryota, Metazoa, Chordata, Mammalia, Eulipotyphla, Soricidae. Gene Ontology annotation, molecular function: protein serine/threonine kinase activity; ATP binding.
CCUUCGCUCGGCGCCAUGAGCGGCGGCGGGCCUUCGGCGGGCGGCCCUGGCGGCUCGGGACGGGCGCGGACGAGCUCGUUCGCGGAGCCAGGCGGCGGCGGCGGCGGUGGCGGCAGCGGCGGCGGCGGCGGCCCCGGGGGUUCGGCGUCCGGCCCGGUGGGCAGCAGCAGCGGCGGGAAGGCGUCGGUCGGAGCCAUGGGGGGGGGAGUGGUGAGCUCGGUCGCCGGGGGUGGCCCCAGCAGCGGCGGCGGAGGAGGCAGCGGCGGCCCCGGCGCGGGGACCAGCUUCCCGCCGCCCGGAGUCAAGCUGGGCCGUGACAGCGGGAAGGUGACUACAGUAGUGGCCACUGUAGGACAAGGCCCAGAGCGCUCCCAGGAGGUGGCUUAUACAGAUAUCAAAGUCAUUGGCAAUGGCUCUUUUGGGGUGGUGUACCAGGCCCGACUGGCAGAAACCAGGGAGCUGGUGGCUAUCAAGAAGGUCCUGCAGGACAAGAGGUUCAAGAACCGGGAGCUGCAGAUCAUGCGCAAGCUGGACCACUGCAACAUCGUCAGGCUGAGAUACUUUUUCUACUCCAGUGGGGAGAAGAAAGACGAGCUUUACCUGAACCUGGUGCUGGAGUACGUGCCUGAGACCGUGUACCGUGUGGCUCGACACUUCACCAAGGCCAAGCUGACCAUCCCCAUCAUCUACGUCAAGGUGUACAUGUACCAGCUGUUCCGGAGCUUGGCCUACAUCCACUCCCAGGGCGUGUGCCACCGCGACAUCAAGCCCCAGAACCUGCUGGUGGACCCCGACACAGCUGUCCUCAAGCUCUGUGAUUUUGGCAGUGCAAAGCAGUUGGUUCGGGGGGAGCCCAAUGUCUCGUACAUCUGUUCCCGCUACUACCGGGCCCCGGAGCUGAUCUUUGGAGCCACUGAUUACACCUCCUCCAUCGAUGUGUGGUCAGCGGGCUGCGUCCUGGCUGAGCUGCUCCUGGGCCAGCCCAUCUUCCCCGGGGAUAGCGGGGUGGACCAGUUGGUGGAGAUCAUCAAGGUGCUGGGAACGCCAACCCGGGAACAGAUUCGAGAGAUGAACCCAAACUACACGGAGUUCAAGUUCCCUCAGAUUAAAGCUCAUCCCUGGUCAAAGGUGUUCAAGUCCCGAACGCCCCCUGAGGCCAUCGCGCUCUGCUCCAGCCUGUUGGAGUACACGCCAUCCUCAAGGCUCUCCCCGCUGGAGGCCUGUGCCCACAGCUUCUUUGAUGAGCUGCGAAGUCCUGGAACCCAGCUCCCCAACAACCGCCCGCUCCCCCCACUCUUCAAUUUCAGCCCUGGAGAACUCACCAUCCAGCCAUCUCUCAAUGCCAUUCUCGUCCCUCCUCACUUGAGGACCCAGGGGAGUGCUACCACCCUCGGCUCAUCUUCACAAGCUUUAACUGAGACUCAGACCAGCCCGGACUGGCAGCCGCCUGAUUCCACAGCGCCCCUCAAUAACUCUUCCUGAGAGCCCUACCAACUUCCCUUCCAUCCGGGAGCCCCAAGUGGGGCUGGGAAGGGGGGGGCCAGAGCCCAUCAAGCCCCUGCCCUUGGCUGGGCCCCUAGACUAGAGGGCAGAGGUAAAUGAGUCCCUGUCCCCACAUCCAGCCCCUUCCUCCCCAGCCUCACCCCUGGGUGGGCUUUUAAAGAGGAUUUUAACUGGUUAAGGGGAGGGAAGUGAAGGAAGACUGGGUGGGGGGACAUGAGGACCUUCUCUCCCCCCCCCCCCGCCCCGCCCCUCUCCUCCCCCAGGUCUCCCUCCCCCUGCCCUUCCCUGUCCCUUGUAAAUAGAACCAGCCCAGCCCCUCUAGCCUUCCCUUCCCUGGCCCCGGGUGUAAAUAGAUUGUUAUAAUUUUUUUCUUAAAGAAAACGUCGAUUCGCACCUCCAGCCUUUCCCCCGUCCUACAGCUGUGCCCUCUUCUCCUGUCCUCUGCCCUUAGGGUCUCCUCUCUUCUCUCCCCAUCUGGGAGGGCCGGGGACGCAGGGGAACUCCCAAUGUCUUAGUUUCCACAGUAAGGUUUGCCUGUGUACAGACCUCCGUUCAAUAAAUUAUUGGCAUGAAAACCUGC